This is a messenger RNA of Esox lucius (northern pike), 2700 nucleotides long. RefSeq names its product polymeric immunoglobulin receptor. Lineage: Eukaryota; Metazoa; Chordata; Actinopteri; Esociformes; Esocidae. The transcript has 8 exons. Bases 213 to 1487 code for a protein of 424 amino acids. The record is from RefSeq and is a predicted model, not a curated record.
CUGCAGGAAGUGGAAGGGGCUGUCAGAGAGAGAAGAUGGUAAGAAGAUGUGAACUAGUAAAGAUGUAGAGAUGCAGAAACAGGGAAGUACCUUGUAUGAGAGCAGAGAGAGAGAGAUGGAGAGAGAGGUAGAGACUUACAGCACAUUGUAUCAGGAACUAGAUAUUUAGACCCCAACCUAGAGAAAAUCUGUGAACACCAGAACACAACAAGAUGAGGAUCCUGCUGAUAGUCACCCUGCUGGCCUUCAUGACAGGUUGUGUGAGCUCAUUCACAGUGCCUGGAUACUCUGGAGGAACUGUCUUCAUCUACUGUCAUUAUGAAAGAGGAGACAUAAUUGACAAAAAAUAUUUCUGCAUGGCGCCAGAGUACAAUAUGAGUCAGAGUUGUGAGGUUAAAAUUAGAGCCAGUAGUCAGAACACCUGGCAGCACAGAGGUAGAUUCUCUCUGUAUGACGACACUGAGAGAAACUUAUUCACGGUGGUCAUCAGACAACUGACCAGAGAAGAUGAAGGAAUCUACUGGUGUGGAGUGGAUAAACCUGGUGUACCUGACAGUUAUACCAAGGUGGAGAUGGAAGUAAAAGACGAUAAAUGCUGUAAUAAGUCAGUCACAGAGACGGUCGAUCUGGGAGGAGAAGCUAACAUCAUCUGUAACUAUCCAGAGAAACAUGAGGAAAGCAUCAAGUAUUUCUGCAAGGAAAGGAAUGAAUCAGAUUGUGAAUACAAAAUAUCAACCAAACAUUACAUUACAUCAGGAAGAUACACUCUAUCUAAGAAAAGAACAGAGAGACAUUACACUGUGAUAAUCCGUGGGCUGACUGAAGAUGAUGGUGGAAUAUACUGGUGUGGGGAGGAGAAAGAAGGCAGUUACAUCGCACUGAUCAAACUCGUGAAUUUGCUGGUUAGAAAGGGAGCUCCAUCUCUGAUUGCAGAAUAUGCCUGUCUCUCUCCCUCUCACCACCCACACAAUGAAAACAAAAAACCUCCACCAGCACCAUCCAAACCCUCCACCAGCUCCCCAGCAUUAUCAUCAUCAUCAACACUUACUGGACCUGGUACUCCAGGUAUCAUCUUGGUGUGUGUGUGUCUGGUUGUGUUUCUGCUGGUGGUCAGUCUUUUCAUAGUCUACAGAUGGAAACACAACAAGACAACCGCCAACUCUUCAGGGAAGAGGGUGAACAGAGACACUGAAAUCAACAGAGAGGGUUUUCAUGCUGGCGGUGACUAUGUGGAGAUAGACGAACGCCCCCUACAGUCAGAAAGAGGCAAUACAACUGCCUCCAUCUACACCACCAUCGACUUCCACAAGGAUCCCAGCUGCCCCAAUGAAGCCACCACCACCAUCAGUAAAGAGGACACAUCCUCCUGUGACUGUGCUACUGUAAAUGUUGAUCAAAACUCCACCUACCCUACUGUCAAUCAUCCACACAGCACAUCUGAAGCUCCAUCCAUCUACUCCACAGUCAGUAAACAAGGAGACACCUGAUUUACAGACAAUCAAUCACAAGAGACUCCAAAUGGUUACUAUUAAACAGAGACACACCCCCACUGGUAACUAUUAAACAGAGACACACCCCCACUGGUAACUAUUAUACAGAGACACACCCCUCACUGGUAACUAUUAAACAGAGACACACCCCCACUGGUAACAAUUAAACAUAGACACACCCCCACUGGUAACUUUUAAACAGAGACACACCCCCACUGGUAAAUAUUAAACAUAGACACACCCCCACUGGGUAAAUAUUAAACAUAGACACACCCCCACUGGUAACUAUUAAACAGAGACACACCCCCACUGGUAACUAUUAAACAUAGACACACCCCCACUGGUAAAUAUUAAACAUAGACACACCCCCACUGGUAACUAUUAAACAGAGACACACCCCCACUGGUUACUAUUAAACAUAGACACACCCCCACUGGUAACUAUUAUACAGAGACACUCCCUCACUGGUAACUAUUAAACAGAGACACACCCCCACUGGUUACUAUUAAACAGAGACACACCCCCACUGGUAACUAUUAAACAGAGACACACCCCCACUGGUAACUAUUAAACAGAGACACACCCCCACUGGUAACUAAUAAUGGUUGUGUCAUUUUCUAGCCAGCUCUGGCCAGUAAAAAAGACAAGACGGCUAGUUAACUGUAAGUGCAUUCCCUUUUCUUUGAGUGUCUCUAUUUUCUUUGAUGUAUCCAUAGUGAUGACAACAAUGUCUAUGUAAUUGGUCAGGCCUUCAAGCACACCCAACCAUAUGCUACGAUCCUGUUGGUAGGUAUAGAAUUAGCCAAUCAACAGCUAAAGGCUCACCCUCUGUGUUGAUCAACAUGUGCUUUGUGAUCAUGAUAUAGGCCAAGAAUUUAGAAAGAAACAGUGUUGUGAAAUACAUCACAGGAUUAGGCUGAAAUGUUGAAUACAUAGAAAAAGGUUUGACAAUGUAUUAUUUAAAUAUAGAUGAUAUUAUUAAUUUGAAAGAGAUUUGUUAUUUUUUAUUUUGAUCCUUAUAAUCAAAUGCUUGCAUCUAAAGCUCUGUCUGUGUUUUAAAGUUAGGCUUUUCAGCAAACAAAUCGGCAGAGUGGAUGAUUUGUUGCUGUUUUUAUUGAGGAUUGUAGCUUCAACAUAACAUGGUCUAAUGUUCUGCAUGAUCUGCAUGAUCUAUAUGGUUAAUGCUAAAUUAAAAAUAUUUUUUUUUCAA